AUGGCGACAGACGAAGAGUCGUCUCUCUGGCUUGGCGAGCUAAGGGUGCAGAUCUUCGAUCCUCGCAAGGAAUCUCCAAGCACUUCGAGUGGUGAUGCCAGCGACACGCCCUCUACGGCAGGGCGAUCACAGACCUUUGUUUCGUACGGGGUCCGCGCGGAGACGAGUCUCCCGCACUUUUCUCGCUCGUACAUGGUGACACGCAAACGCUUUCAAGACUUUGUUUUUCUGCGAAAUGCCCUCGUGAAGGACUUUCCUGCGUGCACCAUCCCUCCCCUCCCGGACAAACACCGCAUUGGCUAUUUGACAGGUGAUCGAUUCAGCCCCGAGUUCAUUCAGCGGAGGAGCAUGGAGCUCCAGCUUUUCCUGGAACGUGUCUGUCGCCAUCCGACACUGCAGCGUGCCAAGAUUGUGCAGCAGUUUCUGGAAUCAAGCGAGUGGCACAUUGAUAUGCACUCGUACUCGGGGCAGUCGAUGGGCGUCAGUGCCGGGCCGCAUGUUCAGGCGCUUCCGCCACCUGCGCACCAUGGCCUCCUCGAGUCGAUGGGCGAUGUCUUUAUCAAUGCUUUUGCGCGUGUGCGCCGUCCAGACCCGAAGUUUGUGGCGGUGCGGAGCGAGCUAGAGGAGCAGGAAGAUCGCAACUUGCAGCUGGAGCGGGUGCUCCUGCGCAAUCGGACGCACGUUUCUGAUUUGAGCACAGAUUACCAUGAUAUGGGACAUGCAUUUGAGCAGCUGGCCGUCCUUGAGAGCGGCAUGGCGGGCGGCCUCCAGCGUGUCGGUGCGGCUAUGAAGUCGAUGGCCGAGCUGGAGACGCGGUUUACCUCUCAGGUGACCGACGACCUUUUGACACUCGUACAUGCCAAGCAGGCGUUUAUGCAGUCGCACAAAGCGCUAUUGAAGCAGCGCGAUGCAAAACAGCUUGAUUUUGAGGGCCUCACCGACUACUUGCACACGGCCGUGACGGAGCGUGAGCGCCUUACGGGGCUGAGCGAUGCUGAGGGUAUCUCUGAGCCCGGGGCUGUGCGCGGGACGGGUCUCCGUGGCUACGUACGUUCCACGAUGGACCGCAUGUGGGGUGUCGACGAAGAGCAGGCACGUAUUGAGCGUUUGCAGCGGCUGGACGGGCGCAUUAGUGAGCUGCAGGAGGCUGUGCAGACAGCUCACACGCAUGCCCAGGCCUUCAACGAGCAUGCGGAGCUCGAGCACCGUGUGUUUGAGCUGGGCCGUCAGCAUGAGGACCACCAGAUGCUGCGUCUUUACGUGGAAGGGCAGGUGGCCCUCCAAGAGCAGGGCCUGGCGCUUUGGGACGAGCUGCUCAAGUCUCUCGAGACGCCUUCGCAUGCCACGGACAGCGACAGGUCCGUCGAGCCAGCACCACCUACAUCCGCAUCUGUAUAG
Messenger RNA from Malassezia sympodialis ATCC 42132, 1398 nucleotides. RefSeq names its product PX and BAR domain-containing protein. Gene Ontology annotation, cellular component: phagophore assembly site; early endosome. Gene Ontology annotation, molecular function: phosphatidylinositol binding. Lineage: Eukaryota; Fungi; Basidiomycota; Malasseziomycetes; Malasseziales; Malasseziaceae. Gene Ontology annotation, biological process: protein transport; endocytic recycling; reticulophagy. The record is from RefSeq and is a predicted model, not a curated record.